Messenger RNA from Daktulosphaira vitifoliae (grape phylloxera), 7859 nucleotides. It is a transcript of the gene unc79, whose product is annotated as protein unc-79 homolog. The record is from RefSeq and is a predicted model, not a curated record. The coding region runs from base 134 to 7657 and encodes 2507 amino acids. Gene Ontology annotation, molecular function: protein binding. Lineage: Eukaryota; Metazoa; Arthropoda; Insecta; Hemiptera; Phylloxeridae. The transcript is spliced from 48 exons.
UCAGAUAAAUUCUACACAAUGUAGUUGCUUCUUAAUUUUAUAUAUUAUGAUAAAUAUUGUUUUUGUAAAUUGUCAAAUUUUAACUUUAAAGUUUAUUAAAUUUUAGGUAUUUGUUAAUAAAAUAUUUAUCAUCAUGGUUACUAAAUCAGUUUCGUUUAUAGCCAAGAUAAGAAACCUACAAGAUUAUCAAUUAAGACUAAGUUAUAAUAUGAUGCCAUGUCCAUCUGGAAUAGACAUUGCAAAUUGUUUAAAAUAUUUUUCACAAGUACUUUUAACUAUUUUGAAAGAGGUGCCGAAAUCACCACAUGAAAUGAUAUUAUUUCCAGAGAUGGACUCCACUCGUUUAGCUCUAUAUCCUACUUUAGAUUACAUAGGUCUGUAUUCAGCCCUCGAGUCUUUGUUACAUUCAGCUUCUUCAAUAAAUACUGGACUUCAAGCUUUUGGCGAAGCAUUCAACCAAUGUGUGGCGUGUUUAGUUCCAUUUCUUGGUGGCGACACUUUGGAAAGUUUACCUUACAUGAUAGCCACUGCUUUUCAAGUGCUUCCAUCAUCUGUGCAUCAUGAAUUAAUCAAUACUCUCUGUUAUUUUGUAAUACCGUUCACAAUACCUCGAAAUAAGUGUGUGAAUACUGCAGCAUUUUCAGUGUCAGGAAUUCUUUUAUUAGUUUUUCAAAAUACGUUUGAUACUGCAUUGCAUUUGGAACUAGUAGAACGAUUAAUGACGUUCAAAAAUAAUGUAAAACGUGAUAUUCUAAUAGUUAUAGCUUACGGAACGUCUGUAGCAAGAUACCAUGCUGCUAGACUUUUAUUUAAUUAUUGGCCUUUAUACAAUGCAAAUAAAUUUGACAGAAAUAAACCUAAAUCAAUAGGUAACUGGCUACCACUUUUAUGCCAAAAAAAAAAUUGUCCUAAAAUGGGUUUUGGUCCUGCCGAACGAGUUUGUUUAAACCAUAAACUUUCAAUGAAACAUGCUGAAAAUUGCCCCCCACCAUUUUAUUUAUGCACUGAUUGCGCUGAUGAUUUAUUAAACAGAAAAUCUAGCUAUCAAUUUCAUAUAGUUUUACAACCAUUACUUUCAGCAUCUUGGAAAUGUGAAAAUAAAGAUUGUAAAUCACAAAAUAAUAUGAUAUGCGUCACGUGUUUCUCUCCUGAAUGUGCAUCUAUGAACGAAAACCGUCCAAUUAGAUUAUGUUCAGAUUGUUAUAAACAAAUUCACCCAGAGAAUGUAGAUCACAUUGUACAUUGGACGUUAAAAUCAGCUGGUGAACUUGAUAAUGAUAUGCAAACAUACCUUGUGGAAUCUAUUGUUAGUUUACUAAAAGAAGUUCGAGCUCCAACUUCUGAAGCAACUAAAGAAAGCCAAACAAAAGCAGCAGUUUUUGGUGCUAAGGUUAAAGGUACAAUGCCUUCUAGUAAAACAGAUAAAGAUGAUGAAAUACCAGAAGUUACUAUAAAUGAUAGACAACUGAUGGGUAGAACAGGAGUUUGGCUUUUAGUUGCUUUGUAUCGAAUUGAAAACCUUGAACCACCUAGACCCAGUAUUAUGGGAAGACUAUUAUCUAUACUUUUUCAUUGGUUUCAUGUAACAGCUUAUUCAUAUGAUGAUCAACAAGAAUGUACUUUAGAGUACAUGAAAACAGAAUACAUUGGGGAACGUUGGUUAAAAAGUGUACGAAAGUAUUAUUUUGAUGCUUUUGUCAAUUGUUUAUUACCUUGCCCACCUGAAUAUGCACAAGUUGGUGGUAAUUGGGAUUUAUUAACAAGUCAAACUUCCUUGAUAAAAAAUGGACUCAACCAACUACUUUGUCUUGUACCCUAUGAUAUAGUUACGUCAGAAAUAUGGGAAUUAAUCAUGCCUCAUUGGUUGGAAGCAAUUGUUCAAGAUGUUCCGCAUGAUGAGUUGACAGAGUUGCGAAUGCUUUUAUGCAAAAUAUUGGACUCUGAGAUGAAUCCUUUGGGAUUUGAUGCUACAAAAUUAUAUCAUUUUAUAGGUAUACGUUUUAAAGGCACAAAAGCAAAAGUCCAAGAACAAGCUUUAACUUGGAUUCAAGUAUUGACAAGUUUAGAAAUUAUUAUACCAAUACACCUUCUAUUUAAUUUUUUUAAAGAUGGAUUACAAAGUUUGAAAACUAUUUAUAAAAAUGAUAAAACUGAUGGAGAAAAUAUUUAUAUUAGCGAUUUAAAUCCUGUAAUUAUAAAAAGAACAGAGAGUGUAACAGACGACGAAGAAAAACAAUAUCCCAGUAGCCGCCCUGAACUAUUUGAAGAUGAAAUAAAGCUUAGUUGUUGUGCAUUAAUGUUAGACAUUACUUUAAAACAGUUGGAACUACACGGCAUUGAAAAACAUGCAGGAUUUUCAAGUCCAAUAAACCACGAAGUUUGCAAACUUAUAACUAAUGCUCUGGUAACUGGGUGGUUUACGGAAUUGCAUAAGGAGUGCAAUAAAAUGGAUUGUUCGUCAUGCGAGUUAAAUAUAUUGUGGCAUCAACUAGCCAAUUCUCUUAUUGAAUACAUUUCAUUAUCCAGUUUAGCGCACCCUCCUGAUGAUCCAGUUUUAGAAGAAGUUUUUUGCGACGAUUCAAAAAAAACUCCAACUGAAGUUGAUAAAAAAGAAUCCAAAUGUGAAAGUACAAAUCUAUCGUUUAUGUUAACUCCUGACACUAUUGGUGGCUUAUUAGUAAACAUGCCACAAUUAAUGACAGCUACUGUUGAGACAGUUGUUGAACAAUUAGACCUGACACCAGUGAUGCCAGCUAUUGCUAGAGCAAUCACAUUAACUGAUUCAGAUGUUGGACUAGCGACAGCAAGAAUGGCGCAAGCAAAACUUAUGAAUGAAAAUGAUGAGCCAGUUGAUGAGUUAACUCAAAAUGUACACGAUUUUUGGCAAACUGCACAUGGACGAUUUAAGAUAAAAGUUGAUGAAUUACCUGAUCAACUUCAAUUAGUUUAUCAUAUAUUGAAAGAAUUUUCGAAAACAAGCGACUCGAAUUCUAAAUACUACAUGCUGCAAUCUUUAUAUUUAUUGAUUCUUCAUUGUGACAUUUUGAAUAAAGCUGUUAAAGAACAUAGAGGUUUUGUAAUAUGGUGUCAAGAAAAUUUAAUUAUUAAAAAUAUUUGGGAAUGCUUAGAAGGAAUAAAAUCACAUUUAUGUGAGGUAGCCAUACCAGUUAUUUUACAUUGUGUUUCAUUGCCAUAUGGAAACGAUAUAUUUUGGAAACUAAUAAGAGACGAAUUUCAUAAUGAAGAUUGGAGAAUACGUUUUAACGCAGUGGAAAAAGUAAUACUCAUGGCAAAAUUUUUGGACAAUACUCCUUUACGUAAUAAUUCAACUUUACAAUCAUGUAUAACCAAUGCAUUUUGUUAUCUAAUAUCAAGUAUAGACGAUCGUAGUUCUUACGUUGCUCAAAGAGCUACAUUACUAUUACCUACUAUCCAUGAUUCUUCUUUAAAAAAUUUAAUUUACUGUAUGGAAAUGCAUUUCGAUACUGUUAUGGUGGACAGACCUAUGAUUUUACAGUCUUUAUACCAAUUACAUAAUACAUUAAAUGAUCGGAAAGUACUAUCUUGGGAUUUUUUCUUGGGGCGUUUUGACGCUUUGUUUAUAGAAGCUCAAAUACAAUUAAAAAAAAGUGGAGAUAUAACGCAUAUCAGAGAUUUAAAGAAUUCUGAUAUUACCAGUGACACUUUUAUUAAAAAAGUUCAAAGAGCACAUGAAGCUAUGAUACAUAUGUCAGAGUCAAAUUCAGUAAGAACUUUGAGUGCAAGUUUUGGCCAAAAAUGGCCGUAUAAAAGAACUAUGUCUGCACCAGCCUCUAUGGUACCCAGACAUGAUCAAAGAUAUAAAGUUGAUAAAGCUUAUAAUAGACAGUUUUCAGCACCAAUUUUAAAAAGAAAAACUUCGCAACUGAUAACACCUAUAUUGUCAAUUCUUCCUGAUCAUACGUGUGCGUCUGAUUCACAUGAAGAUAACACUGGAGAGCUUCUUAACCACAUCGUUGAUUUAGAAGAAUCUGACAAAGAAACAAGCCAUCUGAUUGUUUUUCUUCUUAUGCAGUUUAUGUCAAGACCAGAACACGCAUAUCCAGAAGAGUCAAAAUAUGGUCUAAAAAUUCAAGGCAUUGUUUUACAACAUCUAUACUUAUUAUUAGGUUACAACUACAAUGAAAAGGGAUUUCAUAUUUCUCCUGAAAAAUUGAGAGUUUUGCCCGUUUUUAAUUCGUUUUUAUCGAAUUUACCCCAAAUGCUUGACCAGAAUUUUACAAUGGGUCACGUUAUUGCCCCUACGGCUCUUUUACUCUUGCAAUACUGCCCUUCGCCAGAAACUUACUCGAUAAACACAACGUACUCACUAUGGUUUUUGGAACCAAUGGCAAGAAAAUCUUGGCUUAUGUCUUUAAUGGUAUUUUUGUAUAAGUACACGUUUGAUAAAGAACCAAUAAGUCUAUUAGUAGUAUCUUUAAUGGAAAUUAUUUUAAAUACGCUCAAUGCUCAACAGCACGUGUGUAAUAGAAUUCCGCCAACUGUUGUAAUGCCUGAUACAUCUAAAAUUAAAGUGGAAAAAAAUGGCGAUGUUUCUUUUAAUGACCCACAAAAACUUCACGAAUUUCAACCAUCAACUUCGCGGAAGUAUCCAAUAAGUAUGGAAACUCAUUGGGAAGAAGAUAUUUCAUUUACUAAAAAACUACCUCAUAAACAAGGAUCAACAGGAUCCACUGAACCAGACGAUACGGAAUCUGAUAUGGCUGUUGCAUUAGAGAAAUACAAGUCUGAUAGUACAACUGGACAUUAUAGUUCACAUGGCUCAUUUGAUGAUUCAGCAGAUGAAGCUUUUUGUCGAAAAGCUCCUCUCAGAUCAUUUUGGCCUAAUGAAAGUAAUAUUGAGAGUGAAAAAUGGGGCGUCAAAGAAGGUAUGAAAAUGUUAGCAACCUCUGCAUUUUUUAGUGUAGCUAAUCAACCUAAUUUGCUUGCGCCACCAAUUCUUCCUUCGACCUCUACUUCCUCACCAGAAAUCAACACCACAUUAAAGGUAAUUAAUGAAGAUCAUUUGAAUAAAAAAGAACAUAAUUUUUAUAAUCCUCGUGAUAUAAGCCAAACUUCAACAUCUUCAUCUUCUAUAACCUCAUAUUCUCCCGUAGUUGUCACUAUGAAGGAAACAUGUUCAGCACAAAGACCUACACAUAAUCUUUAUCAAAAUUAUUCCCAAUCUCCACUAUCAAAAAUGAAAAUACAUAAAAACUCAAUAAAUUCUACAGGCUCAACAGAUACAAGUAUCAAAACAGAUUUAGGAUUUAAAUUGGAGUUGAGUAUGGACAAAAAGCCAUUAGAGCUUCCAAUUCAAGAACGGCUAUUACCUAUUGGAACAACAAUGAAUCUUGUUCAGAAAAUUAACAAAACUUUUAGAUUGGGAGAUAUAGAUUCAACAUCACAAUCUUCAUCAAUAAAUAGAAAUGAUAGUUCUGAUAAAGAAAACAUAAAUAACUCUGAUUUGAAACUUUGCAAUAGUCCACGAAAGUUAAUAAAACAAAUAGCACUUGAUAGCCCAGAAGAAAAACCACCAAUACAUUCUGCAUCACGAAGAAUUAUAAAUAACACAAAUGAAACGCGAAAAAAUUCUACUUAUCAUCAAAAAAAUAAUUAUCAAAAUAUGGAUGCUCCAAUAAAUGAAUCUUAUUUUCCUAAAAAGUGCAUAAGUAAUAGUAUGAGUCGUGUAGGUACAGAUUGUAUACAAGAAAGAUGUAGUGAUUGUGGAACACGUAAAGAAGAAUACAGUGAUGAUGAAAUAGGUUUAUGUAUAGUAUUAUUAGGGACAUUUGUCCAUCGAGCGCCAUCCUUAUCUGCAUGUAUUCUACCUGACAUUCUCACAGUACUAGCUAAAUGCCAUUCAAGCCCUACUUUCUUAUGGCAAAAAGAAAGUCAAAAAUUUUUACCGUGCGGUUCUACUAGUAUUGCAAAAAAAUUUUUAAGAUGUAUUCUUUACCAGCUUGCACCAAAUGGGGUUUUUUCACAAAUAUUCCAAAUUAAACAUAAUGAAAUUAGUGGAAAUAGCUUUUUUAAAAGUAUAGUUCAAGCAUUAAUGGAUUUUGAUGAAAUGAACCCCAUUGAACCGUUACAAAUGGUCCUUGAAGUACUAAAUUCUAAAAAAUCGCUUUCAACAAUGAAUUGUUGUAUUAUGCUAUCGAAUAUAAAUAUUUACAUAGAUAUUUUAACUACCGACAAUACUGGAUCAACAUCGACACUAAUUUGGACGACUAUUCUCAAUCAAUUUGAUGCACUUUUUCGAAAAAUUCAAUUGACUGUUAGUAAUUUUGAAAACAUUAACUUGCUAUUUAAGCUAAUGAUAAACAUAUUAAAGAUACCAGGAAUAAUAUCAUUAAAGGGAAUUUUAGAACCUUUUUCAAAAAUAUUAACUUAUUCUUUACAACAACAUUACAUUGACUAUUAUUUGUUAGUGGAGUUAUGUUCAUUGAACUACAAAACAUUUGCUCGGGAGAGAGAAAAAACUUUAUUAACCAGAGUUGUAACUGUAGAAUUGGUGCAGUCCUUAAAGUUCAAAACACAAAACAUAAAUAACAACUUUCUUAUUUUUAUUGCUUUUGUUCUACAAGAUAUUGGCGGUAUAUUACCAGAAUGUCCUGCAUUAGAAAAUAUAGUGCCAACAUUCCCAACAACAAUAAUUAGUGCACCAACUGGGGCUUCGGAUCUUUUACGAAAUAAUUUACAAGAUAUAAUAGAUUUUUUGACAGAUGUCAACACAUUAACAAAAAUUAAGAAUCGUUUUAUAACACCAGAAGAAGGUAUUAAUGAUGAUACAUUUGGAAGCACAGUCAAGGCAGGAAUGUCUCAAUAUUUGUCAUUAGAACUUUUAAAAAGUAAUACCCGAGAUGCUAGGUCAUUACAGAAAAUUUUUCCUUGGCUUUACUAUGGACCCAAUGAAAUACAAACUAUUGAAUUAUUUAUGUAUAACUGUAAAGAUUUUUCGGAUUGUCUAAGUCACAUUCGUCUAUUGUCUUGGAUUUUAAUCGGAUCACUUUCAUUUACGGGAAUGCAAAAUCGUCCAUGUUUACCGUUAUCUCAAGAUGUUUCAUGUCAAAUAGCAGAACACAUUAAUGUAAUAAUGACUGGAUUUGCUGAAGAAUCUAAAUCGUCUGUUAUUCACAUGUCAUCGCUUUUCCACGCAUUUGUCCUUUGUCAGUUGUGGACCAUAUACAUGGAACAAACAGCUCAACAAAUGAUGUCAGCUGGAGAUCAUCAUUCAUUUACAAUGAAUAUUUUACACGAUUUUUGGAAUAAAGUUACCAAAAGCAUGCUUAAUCUUUCUUCAAAGUCCAAAACAAUGGGAGAAAUGGUGAAUCUACACUUUUUGAGUCUUUUAGAAGCAUUGUUGGAAUGCAGAACAGUGACAUUAUGUAAACUUUUACCUAUGUGGAAAGAAGUAUUGUUGACUGACAAAAAUAUAAAGUUGCCUGGUCACAUUAAACUGCGUUUAGACACAUGUACCGAAUAUUCACCCAGAGAACCUCCAACAUUGAUACCAAGAUCUAAUUUGUCUAAAUCUGAAAUUAACAUAGACAUUCUCAAGUGGUUACAAACUCUGCAAUUUAAAAUGGCGCAAAUUGAGUUACAAUCAUCACAAGUUAAUCAAUUUUAUAAUGUAUAAUAGAAUUUUAUGUAAUGAGUGUUAAAUAAUAGUUGAUUUUAAUAAAAUUUUAAGUAUAUCAACUGUGUAAUAGAAAUAAUUUAUUUUAUAUUAAAAUAAAAUUAUUGUAGAAAAAUUAUUAUUUAUAAAUAUUACUUGUUAGUGAAAUUGUAAAAUCAGUAUUUGCAAGCUAAUUGUACACAAUUUUGUUGUAAAUAUAUAA